AUGUCGGACCAGAAGGACGUCAACAAGGAGGUUACCAGGCUGUGGCGAGCAUGGCGGACAGCCCACGAGAUGGCUGCAGAUCGCGGCUAUGAACUCGCCGAGGACGAACUCACAAUCUCUCUCGAUCGUUUUAAGAUGGAGUACACCAGCGCCGACGGCAGCGUCAACCGCGGCAAGCUCCAGUUCUCUGCGAACCCCUCCGCCGACAUGAUCCGCAAGUUCACACCCCCCGCGACGCCUAAUAACCCGAACCCGACGCCCGAUUGCGGCACCCUCUGGGUCGAGUUCCUCGCCGACACGACCUUUGGCAUCAAGGAGAUCAAGAAGUUCAUCCACCACCUCAUCAGCAACAAGUACUCGUCCGGCAUUAUGGUCACCCACGUCGCUCUCUCCCCCGCCGCCCGCAAGAUGCUCGUCACCAUCGAGUCUUUUGCUAAAGUUGAAUGCUUCCUCGAGGAGGACCUGCUGGUCAACAUCACUCAGCACGAGCUUGUGCCCAAACACAUUCUCCUGAGCCGCGAGGAGAAGAUUGCCCUCCUCAAGCGCUACCGCCUCAAGGAGACGCAGCUGCCGCGCAUCUUGCAAAAGGAUCCGGUCGCCAAGUACCUCGGUCUCAAGCGCGGACACGUUGUCAAGAUCAUCCGUACUUCGGAGACGGCAGGUCGUUACGCCAGUUACAGAUUGUGCGUGUAA
This is a messenger RNA of Colletotrichum orchidophilum, 693 nucleotides long. Its product is annotated as RNA polymerase Rpb5 domain-containing protein. Gene Ontology annotation, biological process: DNA-templated transcription. Bases 1 to 693 code for a protein of 230 amino acids. Gene Ontology annotation, cellular component: RNA polymerase III complex; RNA polymerase I complex; RNA polymerase II, core complex. NCBI's taxonomy places the organism in Eukaryota, Fungi, Ascomycota, Sordariomycetes, Glomerellales, Glomerellaceae. Gene Ontology annotation, molecular function: DNA-directed RNA polymerase activity; DNA binding. The transcript is spliced from 3 exons. The record is from RefSeq and is a predicted model, not a curated record.